AUGGCGCCUAUAGAGUAUCUGUUGUUUGAAGAGCCUACUGGGUAUGCAAUUUUCAAAGUUAAAUUGCAACAAGAUAACAUUGGAUCAAGAUUAGAAGAGGUUCAAAAGCAGAUUAAUGACUUUGGAUCUUUCACUAAGUUGUUAGAACUUGUUUCAUUCUCACCUUUCAAAGGUGCAGCUGAAGCCUUAGAAAAUGCUAACGACAUUUCUGAAGGUUUGCUGUCUGAAAGUUUGAAAGCGGUCUUAGAUUUGAAUUUGCCAAAGGGUUCCAAGAAGCAAUCUGUUACUUUAGGUAUCUCUGAUAAAAACUUGGGUCCCUCCAUUAAGGAAGUCUUCCCUUACGUUGAUUGUUUCUCUAACGAAUUAUCGCAAGAUUUGAUCCGUGGUGUUAGAUUACAUGGUGAAAAAUUGUUCAAAGGUUUGCAAAGUGGUGAUUUGGAAAGAGCUCAAUUAGGUUUGGGUCACGCCUACUCUCGUGCCAAGGUGAAGUUUUCUGUGCAAAAGAAUGAUAAUCACAUUAUUCAAGCUAUCGCCCUUUUGGAUCAAUUGGACAAGGAUAUUAACACUUUUGCCAUGAGAGUUAAGGAAUGGUACGGCUGGCACUUCCCUGAGUUGGCUAAGCUCGUUCCUGAUAACUACAAUUUUGCUAAAUUGGUUUUAUUCAUUAAGGAUAAGACCUCUUUGAGUGAAGAUUCUUUGCACGAUUUAGCUGCUCUUUUGAAUGAUGAUGCUGCUAUUGCUGAAAGAGUCAUGGACAAUGCUCGUAUCUCUAUGGGUCAAGAUUUAUCUAGUGCCGAUAUGGAAAAUGUUUGUAUCUUUGCGCAAAGAGUCGUCAACUUGGCUGAUUACAGAAGACAAUUGUACGAUUACUUGUGUGAAAAGAUGCAUACCGUUGCUCCAAACUUGUCAGAAUUGAUCGGUGAAGUUAUCGGUGCUAGAUUGAUCUCCCAUGCAGGUUCUUUGACCAAUUUGUCUAAGCAAGCUGCAUCUACUGUGCAAAUCUUGGGUGCUGAAAAGGCUCUUUUCAGAGCUUUGAAGACAAAGGGAAAUACCCCUAAAUAUGGUUUAAUUUACCACAGUGGAUUUAUCUCCAAGGCAGCUGCUAAGAACAAGGGUAGAAUCUCUAGAUACUUGGCUAACAAGUGUACCAUGGCCUCCAGAAUUGACAACUAUUCCGAUGAACCAACCAACAUCUUUGGUACCGUUUUGAAGAAGCAAGUGGAACAAAGAUUGGAAUUUUACACCACUGGUCACCCAACUUUGAAGAACGAAUUGGCAAUUCAGGAAGCUAUUGAGCUAUAUAACGAAAACAAGCCAGAAGAAGAACCUAAGCAAGAAUCUAAGAAGAGGAAACACACUUCUGAAGAAGAAGAACAGAGUGAAGAAGAAGAAGAGGACAAGAAAGAGAAGAAGAAGGUAAAGAAGGAGGACAAGAAGGACAAGAAAGAGAAGAAAGAAAAGAAAGAGAAGAAAGAAAAGAAGGAGAAGAAAGAAAAGAAGGAGAAGAAAGAAAAGAAGGAGAAGAAAGAGAAGAAGAAUUAA
Molecule: messenger RNA, 1542 nt
Organism: Zygosaccharomyces rouxii
Lineage: Eukaryota; Fungi; Ascomycota; Saccharomycetes; Saccharomycetales; Saccharomycetaceae
Gene: NOP56
Product: snoRNP complex protein NOP56
Exons: 1
Coding region: 1-1542 (513 amino acids)
Cellular component (GO): box C/D methylation guide snoRNP complex; small-subunit processome
Molecular function (GO): snoRNA binding
Source: RefSeq, a predicted model, not a curated record